Messenger RNA from Durusdinium trenchii, 1129 nucleotides. The record is from the annotation of a GenBank genome assembly. Lineage: Eukaryota; Dinophyceae; Suessiales; Symbiodiniaceae.
UUUGGCUCCAGCUUGGCCGCUUCGACUGAGCGGCCGCUUGGCUUGGUAGCCGCCAUGCGACGCGUGCUGGCGCCUGCCCAUCGCGCUUGGCAACGGCGCCUGGGCGUGGUCUCCACGCGCGCCUGUGCCUCCGACGCGCGGCGGGUGUGGCGCUGGGGAGCUACAGAGGGAGGGCUCCUGGCACAGGUGGAAGCACCCGAGACCUCCACCGAGCCUACGCUGAUGAGCAGCGGCCGGGCGCUUCGAACUGGUUCUUUGGAAUCCUCCAGCUCUGAUGUGGCGGCACUAUGCUUGCAGAUUGAGGACGUGAAGGGUGUGAGCUCCGCGGCCUGCGGAUCCAAUCAUUCAGCCUUCGUCCGCCAGGGCCGUGUCUACACCUAUGGCUCCAAUAAGAGCAACCAGCUGGGUCGCGAUGAUGACCCCAAUGCUCCCGGAUUAGUGGAGGGCCUCGAGAAUGUUCGCCAGGUCGCCUUGGGCGCUUUCCAUUCGGCCUGCGUUCUGGAAGAUGGCUCUCUCUAUACCUGGGGUUGGGGCGGCGGCUUCUUCCAUGGCGUGGGUGCAUUGGGUUUGGGCGAUCAGGACACACGGACGUCGCCCAGCUGCGUGGAGCUCUUUCGAAAGGAAGGGAUGAAGAUCAAGAUGGUGACCUGUGGUGCGCAGCACACGGUGGUCUUGACAGAGGACGGCCACCUCUAUGCCACUGGAAAAGGGGACUUCGGUCGCCUUGGGCGGGGCGAUACCAGCGACGAGGUGGACUUCCACGUCAUCGACUAUUUCGAUCACACGGAUGACUCCAUCCUGAAACCAGGUGAACCGGCGCGGAUCUGCAAGAUCGGCGCCGGCGAGAACUUCACUGCGGCCAUGUCCGAACAGGGGGAACUCUGGGUCUGGGGCCGAAAUGACUACGGCCAGCUGGGACUUGGAGAAGAGGCGAUGGGAGACAUGUACUCUGCUGAGCGCUUCCCACGCAUGGUGCGGUCACUGCCGCAGGAAGGCGUGGAAGUGGUGGACUUUGCCUGCGGCGAGCACCACGUGAUCGCCCUCUCGGCAGAGGGCCACUUGUACGAAUGGGGCGACCGAAGUUGGCUGGAGCCGCAUCGUGUCCUGCCGCCGCAAGUCGAAGAUGAGG